Messenger RNA from Hevea brasiliensis (rubber tree), 1392 nucleotides. RefSeq names its product vignain-like. Lineage: Eukaryota; Viridiplantae; Streptophyta; Magnoliopsida; Malpighiales; Euphorbiaceae. The record is from RefSeq and is a predicted model, not a curated record. Gene Ontology annotation, cellular component: lysosome. The coding region runs from base 100 to 1176 and encodes 358 amino acids. The transcript has 4 exons. Gene Ontology annotation, molecular function: cysteine-type endopeptidase activity.
UCCUUCUUUCCAUUGCUAAGCGAAAUCAAGCAACUCGGCCCCAAGAAGAUAAUUCUGAUAACCCUUUAUUCUUGUUUUCUAAAAUCUUGGUCCUUUGCUAUGGAUUCAAGAAAGCUCAUCCUGUUUGCACUUUCACUAGUGCUGGUGUUGAAGGUGUCAGAGAGUUUUGAUUAUCGAGAGGAAGACCUCACUUCAAAGGAGAGUCUCUGGAACUUGUAUGAGCGAUGGAGGAGCCACCAUACAGUGUCUCGCAGCCUGACUGAUAAACAACAGCGUUUCAAUGUGUUCAAGGGAAACUUGAAGCAUAUUCACAGGGUGAACCAGAAGGAUAUGCCUUACAAGCUGAGACUGAAUAAGUUUGCGGAUAUGACAAACCAUGAGUUCAUGAAACAAUAUGGAGGCUCAAAGGUUAGCCACUGCAGGUUACUCAAUGGAUCCCGACGCCAAACUGAGUUUAGUCAUGACAACACUGUUCUCCCACCAUCAGUUGAUUGGAGGAAGAAAGGAGCAGUCACUGGCAUCAAGGACCAAGGACUUUGCGGUAGCUGUUGGGCUUUCUCAAGUGUAGCUGCUGUGGAGGGUAUAAACAAAAUCAAAACAGGAGAAUUAAUCUCUUUAUCUGAGCAGGAACUAGUUGAUUGCAACACUGUUUACCAUGGUUGUGAUGGAGGAUUAAUGGAAAAGGCAUUCAAGUUUAUUGAGAAAAUUGGUGGCCUAACAACAGAAAAUAACUAUCCUUACAUUGCCAAAGAUGGGUCCUGCAACUCAAAUAAGAUGAAUGCUCCUAUGGUAACCAUUGAUGGGUACGAGAUGGUACCAGAAAAUAAUGGGAAUGCAUUGAUGAAAGCUGUUGCUAACCAACCUGUAGCUAUUGUAAUAGAUGCUGGUGGCAAGGAUCUUCAGUUCUACUCUGAGGGAGUAUUCACUGGACAUUGUGGGACAGAGCUAAACCAUGGAGUGACACUUGUGGGAUAUAGAGCAACUCUAGAUAGUACAAAGUACUGGAUAGUGAAGAAUUCAUGGGGUCCUGAAUGGGGAGAAAAUGGAUACAUUAGGAUGCUAAGAGAGAUUGAAGCAGAAGGGGGAUUGUGUGGUAUAACUUUGGAGGCCUCCUACCCUGUCAAGCGGCGUUCAGAUAAUAAGAAAUCAACCUUCUGGAGCAGGGAUGAACUCUAGUUGAUCAGCAAAGAUGUAUACCAAAAUAACGGACCAAGCAAUCAGAAAGUUUCUUAAAACUAUAUUAUGUUUGCCUUUUUUUAGCUUGUAAGUUGAAAUUGGAUUUGUUUGCCAUGUUUGUGUAUCUUAGUUUAGAUAAGUGCUUAUAUUAUAUGAGACCUUCUUAAGUUCCAAUCACAAUAAACGCUUCUUCCUUUUUUCUCCUUUUUAAUGAAU